Hibiscus syriacus is the source of this 1152-nucleotide messenger RNA. RefSeq lists its product as uncharacterized. Bases 77 to 1081 code for a protein of 334 amino acids. The record is from RefSeq and is a predicted model, not a curated record. The transcript has 2 exons. NCBI's taxonomy places the organism in Eukaryota, Viridiplantae, Streptophyta, Magnoliopsida, Malvales, Malvaceae.
CCCGAAAAGAAGAAGAAGAGACCCUCUAACCUUGAAAGUGCAAGUUAAACAAACAAACCAAUUUUCUUUAUAACCUAUGAUAAUGGCGUCGGCGAGUACUUGGAUGUUUUUGCUGAAGGUACUCCUCAUUUCUACUGGUAUAUUGGGCAUAGCUUUGGGACUUAAAGUAUCUGUUCCAUUGGUUAUGGAAUUCUUUGUUUCUCAAGCUCCGUUAUGGUGGAGUACGAUCCGUUCUUGGCUCAAGCCUCCGUUCCUUUACUUCGUCAUCAAUGGAAUCAUCAUCACAAUUGCAGCAUCGUCACGGUUUAACCAAAUCAACGCCGAGAAAGAUCAGACGGAGCAAAUACAGCUGCGACCGAAGAUCUCGGUGGAUCGAUGGCAAGCGGAGGAGUACGAUACAAAGAGCGGCUGGGAAUCCGAUGUAGUAGAGCCCAGUGAUUUAUUGUACGAUCAAAAUUAUAAAGGAAAAGAGGUGGAAACGACGAUUCUUGGGGAUGAGAGCAAUGUGGCGGUUGAAGAUGACAAAAGUGGAGAUAGCGAGUUGGUUAUCUCCAAGUCGGAGUGGAUCCCUCCAACUAGAACGGAUUCUUCGGAGAUUCCAUUGGAUGCUCUGUUUCCACCGGAGAAACCAGCGCUUUCUUCUAGGUUCGGUCACCGGAAACCUGUUAAAACCAACCCUGAAGGUGGGGGGGCGUUGAGAGUGGCAAAGCCAAAACUGCAUGAGACGCUGGAGAACACGUGGAAGAUGAUCAUGGAAAAGAAAGCAAUGCCGCUGUCGGGACACUUGAAGAAGUCGGACACUUGGGAGAAUCACGACCGUGAUAUCAACGGGGAGGCAUCGACCGCCUCACCUCUGAUGAAAAAAUCAGAAACGUUCAAGGACAGGACCAAUUAUCAGCUGCCACCAGUACAAGCAAGCCCUUCCCCGGCUUCCGGAAAGGCGAGGAAAGAGCCAUCGCUGAGUCAAGAGGAGUUGAAUCGUCGAGUGGAAGCCUUUAUUCACAAGUUUAACAACGAAAUGAGGUUACAGAAACAAGAGUCGAUUAAUCAGUAUAUGCAGAUGGUUAAUGGUGGGAAUUAAUCAUAACUAUGCUUAGAUUAGUUUAUGGAAAUAUGUUUGCUCCAAUGAGUUUUAGAAGGUUGGAGACUUUA